UAUAAUUCUUACAGCAAUGGUUUGGAAUGGUUAUUAUGAUUAUCAUCCAUUUUACAGAUGGCGAAACCCAGAAAGAUUUGGUAAUGUGACCAAGGUUAAACAAAUGCUAAGUGAUAGAAAGAAGUCAGGGUUUAAAUGCGGGUCUGACUGACUGACUCACUCCAGCAUUUAAACCUGUUCCUAUUGCCUCAUUCAAUCCCUUUUGCUCUGGGAGUCCUGCUUCCUGAACAGAUGUUCCAAUUUCCUGCAUACAUUCCUUUACCCUGACCAACCUCAGUACACAAGCUACCAGAACCUGUCCAGGGUUCUCUGUGACACGUUUGCAGGGUGGAGAACAGGGGCAGGCUGGGAAACUUCCCUAUAUGCAAAUAGCUUGUCAUUCCGAUUUGGGGAAAGGCUCACAUCGGAUUUUGGCGUCUUCUAAAGUAUUGCAGAGCUACUGUACCAGCUCACUUGCCUGGGAGGGGCAGGCUAAACAUUUUAGGUUCCCCGAAGACAAUCACACAUACACACAAAAUUCAUUUAAUAACUCCAAGUCCAGAACACUUCCAUCUUCAUCUGCCCAAACAAAAUACACGAAUAGAGGUCAGGCAGAAGGACUCAGAGCAUUUUGGGGUAAAACGUCUAUGGCUAGAACCUGUUCCUUGCCCCUUCUGGUGGGUGGGGGGUCAUAGUUGAACUCUAACCACCUCAUUAUCCAUUCCCAUUUGUAGGUAGAUAUGGGUAAAGGUCAAGUUUCCCUCCCAACCCCCCAGCUCUCUCCCCUCCACACACUGGCUGCUGACGUCCCAGCCAGCCAGGACCUAGGGACUUCUGCACUCAGACCACUGGAAAGAAACCGCAGCCUCUGAGUUGACUUUGCUCUUUUGCAAAUCCCUAAACCUCACCCUACUUUUAAUGAGAGAUCCAGGAGUUCUUUGCCUCUGUGACCUUAUACUCAGAAAGGGUCCCUCCACUUAACAACUUCUCCCAGAGCUUAUCCAAAGACUACUAGGCCUUUGCCCUGGCCCAUGUUAGACAGCUAUAAGGAGCAGCACAAUCCCAGUCAAAUGAUCCAGUCCCUCUGGGUCAAUGAAUGUGUCUAUUUUGCCUGAUUCCUCAGAAGCCUCGAGGGUGCUUGAACCCACGCAGAGAGUUUCAACAGGUGGGUCAGCAGUAAUACGCCCUGCCCCUGCAGUUCCUCCACCUCCAGCCCUGUGAGAAAUUCAGUGGUGUUUUGUUCGGGAUCCUGGCAACCUGCCUUGAGCCCUGGGUGUCCCCUCCUCUAGGAAUGAUGCUUUCUUCAGCAUUCCUGUGACAGUCUCUGCAGGCAGACAAUGGCAGCUUCUGGUAACUUCCUCUCCCUGGAGAGCCGCUUCAGGUAUAAGUGGAUCAAGGGGAAUUGCUGAAAUGACUCAGGCCAUUCACCCCUGGUAUUUCCUCCAGGAGCUGAGAUAAGUCUCCUGAAUGUCAAAGAUCUGGGCCGCAGUCAAACUUCUGAAGGGCUAGGUGGCUGGUCACCUUCCCGGUCUCCAUUUUCACCCUCCCAGUAAAGGGUAUGAAACAUCCUCUUAACCUCCUGGUCUCCCUGACAGUAAUGUCCUUUAUCACCUUCCAAACUUCUUUGGCAGAGGCUUUAAACUGGGGCAGGCAGGGCUACUGCAGCAGCAAUGGGUUCUGUCAUGCCCUGCCUUGCUCCAGCCAAAGCUAGCCGGGGGCCUCCCUCUGACAUACGUCUGGGGGAUAUGUCCUGCUCCGGAUGCAGUUUCCAUCAUCUCCACCCUCUUCCAGGGGGCAUGACUCUCUCUCUCCCUUCUUUGUAUUCAUAAAAGGCUACUCCCUGAUCCUCCCUUGGCUAACCCAUUUCCAUAGAAACUAAGAGACCUGAGUUUGAAUAUCAACUACCACUUACUAGCUAUGUGUCCAUUCAUUACUUAUUGUCUUAAGGCCAGUUUCCACAUCUAUAAAUAGGAGAUGUUGACCUCAUAACAUUGUUGCAAGAUGAACAAGAUAAUAUCUGUAAAGCAAUGCAGUAACUGAAAUAGUCACUGAUCCUGGAACAAAGUGAAUGUUCAAUUCAUAGUGGCUAUCACUAGUUUCUAUGACAACUGUCUCCAGGCCCAAUCUUUGGUCCUUAAUCUGCUUGCCAGAAUUCAUCCUGGAAGUUGCAGGUAAGUUGUGGAGGGAGCAAGUUCUCCAGCUUCCACAGGGAGUUUCUGUUUGCCUAUCACGCCUACACUGUUCCCUGGGAGUCUGGUGGGCUUGUGGCACGGAUGAGGGGCUCUACAGGUUUGGGCUGAAGGCAAGGCACUUCCUCCUCUGGUAGGGUGGGCUCCUCAAACCUGACAGUGGUCACUUUGAGGGUUCCUUGUGGACUUACCAGCUGUAGGCGAGAAGUGGCUGAUUCUGCCUUGUGUGGCCACAGGUCCUGCAGGUAUACCUGUCUCUGGGCAAUGGCUCGCUUGGUCAGUGCCCCUGGGGAGACCCGUCUGUUCAAGAACUUGUCAUUUUCCCUGCUCUAGGGUCUCCAAGGUGAGAGGGCAAUCCCAUGGACCCAGAACCCAGGAGAACCUUCAGGCUCAGCACUGGUCAUGCUCCAGCUAGAGCCUCCUCUUAUCCCUGGCAACAAACUGCCCCUAGUAACUGGGCCAAGGAGGCCACUUCCCCCGUGGCCACCCCGAGGCUGGGGUCCAUCCCUCUGAGGUUAGGUAGAGCGCAGCCCCAGGAAGGGAGUCCCCUGCAGACAGGAGCCCAGCCUCCCCCGCCACUCUGUCCCUGCUGACCCCUCCUUGGUAACCUAUAGCACACCAAGGCUGGCUGGCUAACAAACAAACAAACAAAACCCUAACAAGACCGAAGGAAACAUGAAACCAGUCAGACCAACAGAUUCAGACCAGAAAAUCCCCAUUAAAAUUGUUUGAGUCCCAUACUUGCUGGAUAGGGGCAGGGGUCCAGGCCUGAAUCCUUCAUAAACCCUCUUGAAUACACUGCAGGAAUGCAUUAACCGAUGUCACUUAGCUUGGGGCCUAAAUAAACUGGAUCCAACUUCUCAGGCUGGACUUCUUCCAGCUUCGGUUCACCUCCCAGCAUCCCUCCCUACAGAGAACUGGGGAAGACGGGGGAAAUGCGAGGGCUUCGGAGGGAAAUACCCUCUCCCCAGGCCCAGGUCGCUCCAUCCCUGCUGGGGCCUCAGAGCUCAUGUCUGGGAUUUCCCCACCUUCGCGGGGCAGGAGCGGCUCCCCUUGGGCGGGGAAGGAGGCAGUGCCGGCUCGUCUCCCCUUUCCCCUCUCCCGGCCGGAGGAGCAGGAAGCGGCUGCUCCUUGGGCCACCCAGGCAGCAGCCCCAGCGAGGAGUGCGCGGCGCGGAGACAGAGAAGGGCCAGGCGGCCGCACCGACCCCAUGGCCGCCGACCCCACGGAGCAGCGGCUGGGCAGCCUCCCCGUCUUCACUCGCGGCGACUUCGAGAGCGACUGGCGCCUAGUGGCCAGCGGCGGCUUCAGCCGGGUGUUCCAGGCGCGGCACAGGCGCUGGCCGACAGAGUGCUCCAUCAACUGUCCCUGCCUCCCGCCCGACGCCACUAGCUCUGAUGUGAAUUACCUCAUUGAAGAAGCUGCCAAAAUGGAGAAGAUCAAGUUUCAGCACAUUGUGUCCAUCUACAGGGUGUGCAAGCAGCCCCUGGGUAUUGUGAUGGAGUUCAUGGCCAAUGGCUCCCUGGAGAAGAUGCUGCCCAUCCACAGCCUCUGCUGGAAGCUCAGGUUCCACAUCAUCCAUGAGACCAGCUUGACCAUGAACUUCCUGCACAGCAUUAAGCCGCCUCUGCUCCACCUGGACCUCAGGCCAGGCAACAUCCUUCUGGACAGCAACAUGCAUGUCAAAACUCCAGACUUCGGCCUGUCCAAGUGGAUGGAACAGUCCACCCGGAUGCAGUACAUCGAGAGGUCGGCUCUGCGGGGCACGCUCAGCUAUCCCCCCGAGAUACUCCUGGAGAGUAACAAGGUCCCGGGGCCCAAACAUGAUGUGUACGGCUUUGCGAUUAUCAUCUGGGAGCUCCUCACUCAGAAGAAACCAUACUCAGGGUUCAACAUGAUGAUGAUUAUUAUCCGAGUGACGGCAGGCAUGCGGCCCUCCCUACAGCCUGUCUCUGACCAAUGGCCAAGCGAGGCCCAGCAGAUGGUGGACCUGAUGAAAUGCUGCUGGGACCAGGACCCCAAGAAGAGGCCAUGCUUUUUAGACAUUACCAUUAAGACAGACAUACUGCUGUCACCGCUGCAGAGUCCUGUGGUUGUCCCAGAGAGCGAGGCCCUGGCCAGGAAGGUGUCUUGCAAGCUGUUGCUAUGCCAGCCCCGGGAGGUGAGUGAGGACAUCAGCCAGGAACUGUUGGACAGCGACUCAGGAAACGACCUGAAGUGGACCUUUCAGCUCUCCGACCGUGAGAAUUUGGUCCCAAGAGAUGAGGAACUGUGCAUCUAUGAGAACAAGGUCACCCCCCUCCACUUCCUGGUGGACCAGGGCAGUGUGGAGCAGGUGAGGUUGCUGCUGGCCCAUGAGGUAGACGUGGACUGCCAGGCGGCCUCUGGAUACACGCCCCUCCUGAUCGCCGCCCAGGACCAGCGACCCGACCUCUGUGCCCUGCUUUUGGCACAUGGUGCCGAUGCCAACCUAGUGGAUGAGGAUGGUUGGGCCUCGCUGCACUUUGCAGCCCAGAAUGGGGAUGACCUCACUGCGUGCCUGCUCCUGGACCACGGGGCCUGUGUGGAUGCCUAGGAACAUGAGGGAUGGACCCCUCUUCACCUGUCUGCACAGAAUGACUUUGAGAAUGUGGCACAGCUUCUGGUCUCCCAUCAGGCUGACCCCAACCUGCAUGAGGCUGAGGGCAAGACCCCUCUCCACGUGGCCGCCUACUUUGGCCAUGUGAGCCUGGUCAAGCUGCUGACCAGCCAGGGGGCUGAGUUGGAUGCUCAGCAGAGAAGCCUGAGAACACCACUGCACCUGGCAGUAGAGCGGGGCACAGUGAGGGCCAUCCAACACCUGCUGAAGAGUGGAGGCCCCGAUGCCCUUGACCAGAGCGGCUACAGCCCACUGCACACUGCGGCUGGCAGAGGCAAAUACCUGAUCUGCAAGAGGCUGCUCAGGUACGGAGCCAGCCUUGAGCUGCCCACCCACCAGGGCUGGACACCGCAUCUAGCGGCCUACAAGGGCCACCUGGAGAUCAUCCAUCUGCUGGCAGAGAGCCACACAAACAUGGGUGCUCUCGGAGCUAUGAACUGGACUCCCCUGCACCUAGCUGCACGCCACAGGGAGGAGGCGGUGGUGUCGGCACUGCUGCAGGGCGGGGCUGACCUCAAUGCUGCAGGGCAGUCAGGCUGGACACCCCUCCACCUGGCGGUCCAGAGGGGCACCUUCCUGAGUGUCAUCAACCUCCUGGAACAUCACGCGAAUGUCCACACCCGCAACAAGGUGGGCUGGACACCUGCCCACCUGGCCGCCCUCAAGGGCAACACAGUCAUCCUCAAAGUGCUGGUCAAGGCAGGCGCCCAGCUGGACGUCCAGGAUGGAGUAGGCUGCACACCCCUGCAACUGGCCCUCCACAGCCGAAAGCGGGGCAUCAUGUCCUUCCUAGAGGACAAGGAGCUGUCAGUGGCCACUCUGGGUGGUGCUGAGCCAGGAGCCCAGACAGAAAUUUAGACAACUUGGCCAGGCGUGGUGGCUCACGCCUAUAAUCCCAGCACUUUGGGAGGCUGAGGCAGGCAGAUCACGUGAGAUCAAGAGUUUGA
This is a messenger RNA of Chlorocebus sabaeus (green monkey), 5753 nucleotides long. RefSeq names its product ankyrin repeat and kinase domain containing 1 (gene ANKK1). Gene Ontology annotation, molecular function: protein kinase activity; protein binding; ATP binding. The record is from RefSeq and is a predicted model, not a curated record. NCBI's taxonomy places the organism in Eukaryota, Metazoa, Chordata, Mammalia, Primates, Cercopithecidae. Gene Ontology annotation, biological process: protein phosphorylation.